Molecule: messenger RNA, 766 nt
Organism: Rubroshorea leprosula
Lineage: Eukaryota; Viridiplantae; Streptophyta; Magnoliopsida; Malvales; Dipterocarpaceae
Source: the annotation of a GenBank genome assembly
AUAUAAACAAAAACCAGUAUAUAGAGUAUUGGGUGAAGUUUCCACUGGAGAAGUAAAACCCUAUCAGCCCAAUUUUAAACAAUCCAUUUCUCCUCAUUCUUUAGGAUUAGGCCCGACAUUGAGGAAAUAAAAUAUAAACAUUGGGUUGAGGAUGUUCCAACUUCCGAGGGCGAUGGCAGGCCCAGUAGGCCUCCCAAGUGCAGAGGUUUGAUCUAGAGUAACGACCCACCAAAUUGUAGAGAGUCAAAAGUCAAACGGCCAUAGAGCCAUACGAUGAUUUCCACCGUCGCCAUCAUGUCCGACAACAAAAAUCCGGCGGUCCUGGUUACCGUCGCCGCACAAGAUCAACCUUUCUUCCCAAAGCGGUCCACAUUGCUGCCAACUCCACUCGACGUUGCGUUUGGUUCUGUGUUAAGCCGCGUUGCGGUAAGUAAGAUGAGCCCUGGAGUUCGUUCCGAUGGGAUGGGAACUGGCGAUAAAGUUGUAGAAAUUGAGAGCUUAGACAGAGGUUUGUGGUCGGAUUCUGGUUCCUCGGAGGAAAGGGAGGCAGAAGAUGAGCCGGUUCUUUAUGCGGUAUCUUUGUAGGAGAUGGAGGAGAAUUUCGUUAAGUAUCUUACGGUGAAAGGGGCUCUGUAUUCGUUGCUUUUGAUAUUGGCUUGCGGCAUUGGGUUGUUUGUGUUGCUGUAUUUGUUGGAAAGUUUACGUUGGUUUCGGAUAAUUGUAUUUGGUCUCUUAAGAUUGGGUGAAAUAGAAAAAUUGAUAAAAU